UUAUCCUUUGAAAAAUGAAGGUAGAUGUGUUGGAAAAGUCGCAGUUUCCUGGCAGCUUCCUAUAACAAGAAGCAUAAUAAUAAUAAACUGAUAGCCUCUCAAUUCUCAGUAUUUUCCCCUGAAUCAAAUUGGUUCGACGGUGAAUUGAUAAACCCUAGUCGAAUAAUGUCAUCCUCUUUUCCUCUCCUCUUCUCGAUUCUUCUCUGUAUCACUUCAACUGCAGUCGGUGAGAUCCGUUACUCCGAGAUCCGAUCCGAUGGUCGGCCGAUUAUCCCCUUCGACGAGUUCGGCUUCACCCACCGAGGCCAGCUUGAGCUCAACGUUACCCAACUCACCCUCGCAGGCCCCAAUUCCGAUCUCUCCACCCUAGACCUAUCCAAAGUCGGAUUCUUCCUCUGUACCCAGGACGCCUGGAUCCACGUACUACAGCAAAUUGAAGACGGCGAGAUCACCUGCACUCUGAAAUCCGAAUCCAUCGACAAGGUCUUCACCUUCGAUCGUCUCCCAGACCCCAACACAAAAAGCUUCAAUUUCUUGUACCCGGAAUCCAAUGCCGAUCAGUACUCACUUGUAUUCGCCAAUUGCCUUCCUCAACUCAAGGUCUCUAUGAACGUUCGCUCCGCCAUGUACAACCUGGAAAACGGCAAGUCUAAUCGCCGGGAUUAUCUUAGCGCUGGAAAGACAAUUUUACCACGGGUUUAUUUCUUGUUUUUUAUUGUAUAUUUUGUGCUCGCUGCUGUCUGGAUUAAUAUUUUGUACAGGAAGAGAUCGACUGCCUUUAGAAUUCAUUUCUUUAUGCUUGCCGUUGUGAUCUUGAAAGCCUUCAAUUUACUGUGUGAGGCGGAGGAUAAGUCUUAUAUCAAGCGAACUGGAUCAGCUCAUGGCUGGGAUGUGUUAUUUUACAUAUUUAGCUUCUUGAAGGGGAUUACUUUGUUCACUUUGAUUGUGUUGAUUGGGACUGGAUGGUCGAUCCUUAAGCCGUAUUUGCAGGAUAAAGAAAAGAAGGUUUUAAUUAUUGUGAUCCCACUUCAGGUGGUUGCCAAUAUAGCUCAAGUUGUCAUUGAUGAGACUGGACCAUAUGGUCAAGAUUGGAUGACAUGGAAACAGGUGUUCCUGCUUGUUGAUGUUGUUUGCUGUUGUGCAGUGCUUUUCCCGAUCGUUUGGUCAAUCAAGAACUUGCGGGAAGCGGCAAGGACUGAUGGAAAAGCUGCAGUGAACUUGAUGAAAUUGACUUUGUUUAGACACUACUACAUUGUUGUGAUAUGCUACAUUUACUUUACAAGGGUUGUGGUUUAUGCAUUGGAGACAAUUACUUCUUAUAAGUAUCUUUGGACUAGUGUGGUGGCAGGGGAGUUGGCUACACUGGCAUUUUAUGUGUUCACAGGGUACAAAUUCAAGCCGGAGGCACACAAUCCAUAUUUCGUGAUCGAUGAUGAAGAGGAGGAGGCUGCAGCUGAGCAGUUGAAGUUGGAAGAUGAGUUUGAACUGUGAUCUGCCAAUGUUGUGAGAAUAUCAUAUUUGCAUGAUCAAAUUGGAGAAGAUUGAUGUAGAUGUUGGUCAUUUUAAACAAGUUGUCUAGUUAUAUGUGGCUAAAUUUUCUGUGCAUGUGUUACUUGAGUUAGUCGUGCAAUUUUAUAGACUUUAAUAUCCAUUCGUGAAUUUUGAUGAACAUAGCAUAUUUUUGUGAAAAUGGAAAAUAAUGUCUAUGAGGUUAAGAUCUUGUGGCUUAGUUUA
Molecule: messenger RNA, 1734 nt
Organism: Olea europaea var. sylvestris
Lineage: Eukaryota; Viridiplantae; Streptophyta; Magnoliopsida; Lamiales; Oleaceae
Product: protein GPR107-like
Exons: 1
Coding region: 25-1491 (488 amino acids)
Biological process (GO): transport
Cellular component (GO): Golgi apparatus; membrane
Source: RefSeq, a predicted model, not a curated record